AAAUACUUUGUUCUCUUUUUGGAUGCAAAGCAAAAACAGCCGCCGUUAUAGCAUCUCGCCGCCAGAGGGAUCGCUUUCGUAUCUUUUGUUCAAUUGAGAUCAUUAAAAACCAGAUUUAAUAACUUAAUAACUUCAGCUUGGUAGGUGAAUUGAGGGCUUUCGGGAAGCUCUCAGUUUCAUUAUUUCAAAUAUUCUAUUUCGGUAUAGUCUAGCCUAGUAGUAUUAAUUUCAAUUCUCUGCAGCAAGUGAUUUAUGGGAAUUAACUACUCCUUCUAUGUCCCCUCCCGUUUAAGGGUGGUUGCUGUGGGUCUGUCUCAUCAUAGCCCAGCGCGCAGCCGACGGCUGUGUAACUUAUAUAUUAAGAGAAAGGUGGAAGUAAACUGAACGCUUUAGCUACAUCGGGCUACUGCCGUUUGUGUGAUACCUACCAACAACAUUGUGGUUGUAUUCCAUCUUCCAAUGCCAAAUGUUCAACUGACAGGAAACAAUGUGGAGAUUUAGAAUUUGUUUACUAGCAUCAUUGUAAAAAGGGUGGUCACCUCCUACACACCGCAGCCAGAUCCUGUCCCUCGGAUUCUACCUGUCCCUCUACACCCCCUACCCAACUCACCUCACCCCUCCACCCUAGCCCACCUCACCCCACCAGCCAGUGUCCACCAUGAGUGCCCACCGCAUCGAUGCCAAGGUGGUCAUGCUGGGGAAGGAGAGCGUUGGCAAGACCAGUCUGGUAGAAAGAUUCGUACACCACCGAUUCCUCGUUGGGCCGUAUCAGAAUACUAUCGGAGCUGCGUUCGUGGCCAGACAGGUCCAGGUGGGAGACAGCAUGGUGACCCUGGGAAUAUGGGACACUGCUGGAUCAGAGCGCUAUGAAGCCAUGAGCAGGAUUUACUACAGAGGAGCCAAGGCUGCGGUGGUCUGCUUCGACCUGACAGACAGCAGCAGCUUUCAGCGCGUCAAGUUCUGGGUGAAGGAGCUGCAGAAUUGUGAAGAACACUGCAAGAUCUACUUAUGUGGCACCAAAAAUGACCUGGUGGAGGCUGACCGUAACGUGCGCCAAGUGGACUACCACGACGUCCAGGAUUUCGCAGACGAAAUCAAGGCUCAGCUUUUUGAAACAUCCAGCAAGACUGGUUUUAAUGUGGAUAAGCUCUUUCAGAAGAUGGCAGAGGACUUCCUCAACACUGACUUCCAGGUCAUCCCAGGGGAGAAGGGAGUGGACCUGGGGCAGAAGAAGAACAGCUAUUUCUACUCCUGCUGCUCGCACUGACCUCGGACUGGGUCAGGUGUGCCGGAGACCGACGCCCGGGGGUGCUGGGAAUGCCCCUUUUUAAAAACACACAGGACUGCCCCGGCGGCCGAGUUUCACUUUCUCUUUCAGUUGUGCCAUAAGCUCACAGCAGCCAGAGGCCUGGGCAGAGCGCCAGGUCGCUCCACUGGGGGGCGCUCUCCUGUGGAAGCGAGGCCUGGGCCCCCUCAGCGCGUCGGUGAGGCGAUUCAGGAGGGAAGAGGACAAAAAAAAACUACCUUCAUUACAAACUCAUUUAUAUUGCAUGUCAUUUAGAGUGAUUGACAACGCUCCUGGGUUUCUGAUUGGUCGCCUCGUGCUGCAGUGAGUCCCACCCAUAGGCCUGUGGCCUUUGUCCGUCACUGUACAAGCCUUUCUAGUGGAAACUAUUAGACUUGAGUCUGCCUCUGAGACAAACCACAUUCACUGUUUUGGCCCGCAUCGGUGAGAUUUCUUAAUCACAGUACUUACAGGUACACUGUUCAUCUUCAGAAUAUAUGAAAAUAUAUAAUUACUUAGUUAAAACAACUUAAUGUGACUUUCAAAGAUUACUAGGGAUGAACACCCUUGUGAAUUAUUUUUAAAUCCCCACAGCUGAAACCACAUGUAGCUUAAUAUAUAAUGAAAUUAUGACCCUUUAACCAAAAAACAAAA
This is a messenger RNA of Anguilla anguilla (European eel), 1939 nucleotides long. It is a transcript of the gene rab24, whose product is annotated as RAB24, member RAS oncogene family. The transcript is spliced from 9 exons. The coding region runs from base 659 to 1267 and encodes 202 amino acids. Gene Ontology annotation, molecular function: GTPase activity; GTP binding. Lineage: Eukaryota; Metazoa; Chordata; Actinopteri; Anguilliformes; Anguillidae. The record is from RefSeq and is a predicted model, not a curated record.